This is a messenger RNA of Malania oleifera, 2136 nucleotides long. Its product is annotated as probable ATP synthase 24 kDa subunit, mitochondrial. Lineage: Eukaryota; Viridiplantae; Streptophyta; Magnoliopsida; Santalales; Ximeniaceae. The coding region runs from base 609 to 947 and encodes 112 amino acids. The transcript is spliced from 5 exons. Gene Ontology annotation, biological process: pollen development. The record is from RefSeq and is a predicted model, not a curated record.
UUUUGUAUUUUGUGGCUGGGUCUGCUGAUGCUUCUAAUUUUUGGGGCUUUUUGAGUCGUGCUAAUGAUGGAUUAUUUUAGAUUGGAAUGUGAAAAUUAGUGGGAAAUAAAAUGCUGAUAUUUGCUGCUUGUGAAUUUUGUGGCAUAAUAUGGCGUGUUCAUUUGUUUAGAUGACAUGGCGGGAGACCUGAAUGACGCAGGGGGCUGUGAUGAUGUUCUAGGAUGGGUGGAAGUGUUUGGAAAACGAAAAAAAAAUCAUAGUUGCAGCAUUUUAAUCUCCAAAACUUCUUGUGUAGAUUAGGAUGUGGAAAUGACAGCUCUGAAGACCAUUUUUACUAGUUUCAAGCUCUGUUUUACUAGGAAUUCCUAUUUCCGCUUGUUUGAUAUUCAUAGGAUGCUAAUUAUUAUGAUUAUAUUUCUCGUGUUAUGUAGUUGCAUGGAAGCCAGGUUAUUUUGCAAAGGGAGCGCGCUGUUCCAGUCCGUUUCUUUGCCAAAGAAGCUGCUCCCCCAGCUCUCAAGGGGGAUGAGAUGUUGAAGAACAUUGUUUUUGGAAGUUAAGAAUAAAUUUGAGACAGCCUUGGGUAUAUACUUCGUAAGGAGAAAAUCACCAUGGACCCGGAUGAUCCUGCUGCAGUAUCUCAGUAUACAAAAAUCAUGGAGACCGUAAGGGAAAAGAGAGGCCUCACUGAUGAUCUUGGUGCAAAGGCUAUGAUGAUGGAUGCUUUGGAGAAAGUUGAAAAGGAAAUUAAGAGACCACUCAUGAGGAAUGACAAGAAGGGGAUGGCUCUUCUGAUGGCAGAGUUUGAUAAGAUUGACAAGAAGUUAGGUAUUAAGAGGGAAGAUCUGCCAAUGUAUGAAGAACAGUUGGAGCAUAAAAUUGCAAAAGCACAAUUGGAGGAGCUGAAGAAGGAUGCUCUAGAGGCGAUGGAAACUCAAAAGAAAAGGUAAGAAAAGAAUUGAGAUGGGUUGCACGAAGUUGCCGCCAAAACUCAUUCCCAACGAGAAAUCUCGCAAGAUGACUUUCCAAAAGAGAAAGAAGGGUUUGGUCAAGAAGUUACACGAGCUUUCUGUUCUUUGUGACAUCAAGGCCUGCAUGAUCCUGUACAACGCUGAAACCGACAGCAAGGCCGCCAAUCAGAACGGUGGUGUCGUCUCGACAAUGACGGAAACCUGGCCUCUAGAACCUAAAGUCGUCCGAGCCCUCCUCAAUGAGUACCAGGCCUAAGCGGCUGACAUUCGAAGAAAUUGAUGCUUCGGUCUCUCGACCAUUUUCACGAAGGCACAAAAGAAAGGCCAAGUCAAGUACCUGACACUGGACGAGCAGCUCGACACUUUUUUUGAAAGAACAGAUGCAAGAAUUACUCAUAUCGCUAGAGAAAAAGAUGAAGAAGGUUGACGCGAGGAUCGUAGCGAAGAAGGCGAGUGGUAACAUUGUUAAUGGGCCUAACAACAAUGGCAACAAGCUUAGCCACACAUGGUCCCUUGCAGGCAAUGCCUAUGGGGGGUACUACCAAAGCUUGUUCUAUGGAGAUAAUCAUUAGAAUCAUUUAGAAGAUGUGGGAUUCCAACAGCCUAAUGGUGACAAUAGUGAAUUUGUGAAGCCACUUGAUGUUUAAAUGCCUAUUCUCUCUUCAGAACAGGACUACAAUCAGAUUUAGUAUGUUAUUUAUGGCUUUUAUACUUCUGUUUUUAUAAACAAAGAAGGAAGGAGAAAAAACAUGAAAAGGCAGCAUAGCAGGACUUGUUGACGAGAGCAUAUGCUCAUCGACGAGGGAACAAAAUAGGUUCGUCGACGAAGGUUCUGAAGCUUGUCGAUGAAAAAUUACCGAGAGCAGGAAAUUUUCAUACUUUUGGCAUCGUCGACGAGAGCCUUGUAUUCAUCGACGAAGGGUCUUCUUGGUCUCGUCGACGAGACUCUGUGUUUGUCAACGAGAGGUGCCUGGACUACGACAGUUUUAUGAAAUUUUGAAUUUUUGAACAUUGGGUGGUUGGGCAAAUGAGGGGAAACCUCCGAGGAACUUCUAUAUAUGUCAUAUGGGCAUAUUUUGAGAAAAGAGAUGAUCAUUAUAGAAGUGUAUUGUGUACAUUUUGAUUUCCUUAGUGAAAUUUGUGUGUCAUUGCUUCCGUGAAUGUAAGC